Molecule: messenger RNA, 1332 nt
Organism: Didymodactylos carnosus
Lineage: Eukaryota; Metazoa; Rotifera; Eurotatoria; Philodinida; Philodinidae
Source: the annotation of a GenBank genome assembly
AUGUGCAAGGAGAGCUAUGCCGAUAAUCCAUAUGAAGAAGCGACGAUUCGAGAAUUUGAAAGAGACUAUCAUUCACAAAAGAGUAUUUGGUGGUACACUCGAGACUCUUGUCUCUAUCGAAUCCUCAACAAAGCUCUUCGACUUCAAGACAUUGAUCUUCUCUUCUCAAUGAGAUUUCUCAUCAAAGAUAUUAGCCAACAGCUGAAAGAUGAACAUCGAAAGUUCGUCAAGAAGAAAGGUGUAAUUCGAGUCUAUCGUGGUCAAGCAGUGUCGACAGAGGAGAUGAACAAGUUGAGAUGUGGAGAAGGACAGUUGAUUUCAUUUAACAACUUUCUCUCGACGAGUCUCAACAAAGUUGAGGCGCUGAUGUUUGCACGUCAAGAAGUUCUCUUCACUCUCGGUUCUGUGUUUCGACUAGAGAAUGUCAUGUUCGAUGAGAGAGAGGCGUUGUGGUGUGCCAGGCUAACAUUGUGUAAUGAAGAUGAUCAAGAUAUGAAAGAGAUGUAUGAGCAUCAGAAGAAGAGUGUUGGUGGUGGAGAUGAACAAGCCAGUCUCCUCUCACUUGGUUUUCUGUUGGCUAACAUGGGUAAAUAUGAGAAAGCGAAACAAUACUACACUCGUGUAUUGGAUGAGUUGAACGAUGAUGAUAUGAAUGUUGCUGAGUGUUAUCAGAGACUCGGCGAAGUAAGUGCAUCACAAGGAGAAUAUGAUGUUGCACUCGAUCAUUUGAAUGAAGCCGUGAAACUGUACAAGAAGUUUCAACAUGCACAUGACACACUAGACAUUGGUUACUGUUAUUAUUGGAUAGGCAGAGUGUACUUGCACAAAGAAGAUUAUGAAACAGCGCUUUCUUACUUGAACAAAGAUUUGGCUAUAACACAAGCGAAGCUUCCUGCUCAUCAUGUGGAAACUGCUUGGACUCUACGUGAAAUCGGUAAUGUUCACUAUUACCAAGGGGAUAAUGAUUCUGCGUUGUCUUAUCAUCAGCGUGCUCUUGUCAUGUACAAGAAGGUAUUGCCCCCGACUCACUCUGACAUAUCAGGUAGUCUGACAGAGACUGGCCAUGUGUAUUUGGACAAGAAAGAGUACGAUCGAGCUCUCGAUUAUCACAAUCAAAGUCUUCAGAUGCAUCGAAAGUCACUUCCACCCGAUCAUCCAGAUGUAGCUACCAGUUACCAUUCGAUCGGUCGUGUGUAUGAAGAUAAGAAUGAUUUGACGAGAGCUCUGGAGUAUUUCGAGAAGUGUCUCGUCAUUCGAAAGAAAUCUCUCCCACCAUCUCAUCCGUACAUUCAAAGUGUGAGUGACGUUAUCCGACGGGUGAAAUCGAAGUAA